Molecule: messenger RNA, 411 nt
Organism: Dentiscutata erythropus
Lineage: Eukaryota; Fungi; Glomeromycota; Glomeromycetes; Diversisporales; Gigasporaceae
Source: the annotation of a GenBank genome assembly
AUGGAAGACGUUACAAGCAACGAAGAAACAAGUAUCGGUAGAAUUUCAAGCAAUGAAGAAACAAGUAUAAAUAGAAUUUCAAGUGACCCUGUUUUACUUAGCGAUACAGAAUCUACACAAUCUGAACUAAAUAGCUCCAUAAAGUACUGUUCUGUAUCAUGGGCUCGAGGAAGAGCUCAGGACAUGAAGUCCCAUCUAGCAUUGAAAUGUAAAGGAAAAGUACCCAAAGAAGUUCGACUUAAAAUACUCCAGGACAUUCAAAGUAAGGAUGAGCAUGUGCAAUCUGGAACAUCCACAUUAAAAAAAAGAAAAUCAAAUAAUUCCAUAUUACCUCUUGAUGCUUACUACAACCCAAAAGAAGCCAUCGAUGAAGCUAAAGAAACCAGAGCAAACAAAGCACUAAUUAAAUAG